AUGAUUCCGAUUGUUUUGAGGACAUGGGCGCUGGACCUGCUGAAGGAACCGGCGUUUCUGAAAAAAUCACCUACUGAAGUUGUCUUUGGUGAAAGAACAUACUCUUUUGCAGCCAUUUACGAUGAGGCUGGUGAAGACUGGCACGAGCCAUUGAAGAAGAACGGCACCUUGGUUUUAAUUGGGCCUACGGGGAGCGGCAAAACAACCACGCUUAGGUUGCUCUUGGAGGAUUUCUGUUCGAACGACAAACCGUCCAUUACUGCUUUUGAAGUGAGUAGGAAUAACGUUGUUCUGGACUUACUCAACAAUAAGGCCCAGAAACGGUACUUGAACACGCUUCCUAUAGAUACACAGUUGCAGUCGAGCCCGCUUACCCAUGAACUUAUCGAGAAGUUGUUUCGUCUGCGGUUGACUGCUUCCACUAAGGCCAAUGCCAUGUCUAGCCGCUCGUGUAUGCUUGUAAAGCUUGCAUGUCAAGGUAAGGAGCUCAAUAUAGUUGAUAUGAUGGGGAAUGAGAGGUUUGAAGCUGGCGGCACCACUUCUAACGCUUUUGCCAAUCUGAACGUUUCGUCUAUUACUCUGGCCAUGCUUAACCGGACCAGCACCAAAAGGUCGUCCAACCUUAUCACCAAUUUGAUCUUUAAUGGUUCUAUACUGACUCUGGAGAUUAGGUUUGUUUUGCACUUGGACCAGAAUGGCGAUAAGGCGCUUAUUAAGUCUUCGUUUAAUAAUAUCGCUGAUGUCGUCAAGGGCUUCAAGUUGGAGGUUGAUAAGACCAAGCCUGGUCAGAAGAAGGGUACCAAGCUUCCUCUGUAUGCUCGUCCUACAGCCUGUUCGUUGAGUCCCAAGAAGAAGCCUAUUAAGAGACCAUUGACUGCUGCUGCGGUUAAUAAACCAGUCAAGCAGCCUAGGCUUUCUCUUUCUACACCUUCGAAACCUCCAAUUCCAAGAUUUGAAACAGCUUCUCGUACUACUGGAUUGACGCAAAAGUUGAAGCACGCCCAACAGGAAGCAGAUAAGCUUAAACGGGAGCAAGAGAUGAAGACUUUGAAGGAUGAGAUUUUGGUACUACAAGGAGAAGUGAAGAAAGCAAGGCUAGCUACAGUCCCUUUGAAGGAACUGAUUGGCUAUUUUAAAGAAGCUUUUGAGGGCGUAGACAACGAAAUGAAGACUCUCCAUUCGAGGAAAGAAGAGGUUGAGCAUGAACUAUUACAGAAGGAAACAGAAAUCUCAAAGUUGAAGAAUUCCUUAAAGGAGGCAGAAACCAAGUUUGAUAUGCUCAAAGGUGAACUGGAGACAGCCAAAGCUGAGUUUACUGCUACUACCGAAGAAAACGAAAAACUCCAAGCAAAGAUCCAGGAACAACUUACCAUUCUCAGUCAAAAAGGUGAUGAUUUGAGCAAACAGCUCGAGGAGAAGGCCAGUCUUAAUGAGUCUCUUACCAAGCAGCUAGAAGAAAAAGAGAGUCUUAAUGAUACCCUUUCCAAGCAGCUAGAAGAAGCUAACGGCAAGUUCUCCAACAAGAACUCAGAGUACGCUAAACUUGAAGAAGAGUUAAACCAUGUCAAGGCUGAACUCACACAACAAAGUCACCAACACGAGAUAAAAAACAAGGAGCUGGACUCUCUUGUUAGUCUGCUUCGUGGAGAUAUCAAACAACUCGAAAAGGACGUGAAGAACGCUGGCCUGGAGAACAGCCUUGUGCUUAAGAAGAAAGAAGAUGAGAUCGCCAAGUUGCAGCAGAAGGUCAAGGAACAGACAGAAAAAGCGUCACUUGAAGCUUCCAAUUACCAACUGCUGAAAGCCCAAAAUGAUGCUCUUGAAGCACAAUUGACUACUGAAGCAACCAAGUACCUGAAUCUCCAACUGCAGUUGAAGAAACAAGAGGAAUUGAGCAAACAGACACACAGUUUCCUCCAGGAGAAGAUCAAGAACAUGACAGAAGAAAACGAGCGUCUCCUGACAGACCUCACAAGGUUCAAGUCUAAAGGAAUCGAGUGGAAGAAGAGAAACGAGGUUUUGGCCAGAGAGAACAAUAUCAUCGAAGCGUCAGAGUACAAGCAAAGAGCCAAGGUCGCUGAACUAGAAGAAACAGUGGAAGAGCUCCAAAAGUACAAGACCAAGUGUGAGUACCUCGACAGCAACCUUCUGGAUCUCAGAACACUGUCCCAAAGCGAGGAGCUGAAGCUUAGACAAGAGCUUAAUGACUACAAGGAGAAGUACAGAAAGCUCUUGAACGAACUGUCCUUCUCCAAGCCGCUUCUCCUGUCUGAUAUCUACGAAGAUACCACAUUUAAAACGUACCUUAAGCACAAGAAGCGGGAACAAGAGCCCAAGAGCAGCCCACUCAAGGAAAGAAACGUUUCUGACCGGAAACACAAGAAGAGGCAUUCCCUCACCGUACCGCUCAAGGUCCAGACAUGA
Candidozyma haemuli is the source of this 2424-nucleotide messenger RNA. RefSeq lists its product as uncharacterized. NCBI's taxonomy places the organism in Eukaryota, Fungi, Ascomycota, Pichiomycetes, Serinales, Metschnikowiaceae. The coding region runs from base 1 to 2424 and encodes 807 amino acids. Gene Ontology annotation, biological process: microtubule-based movement. Gene Ontology annotation, molecular function: ATP binding; microtubule motor activity; microtubule binding. The transcript has a single exon. The record is from RefSeq and is a predicted model, not a curated record.